Sphaeroforma arctica JP610 is the source of this 2657-nucleotide messenger RNA. RefSeq lists its product as hypothetical. Gene Ontology annotation, biological process: regulation of DNA-templated transcription. NCBI's taxonomy places the organism in Eukaryota, Ichthyosporea, Ichthyophonida. Gene Ontology annotation, cellular component: RSF complex. The record is from RefSeq and is a predicted model, not a curated record. Bases 41 to 1858 code for a protein of 605 amino acids. The transcript is spliced from 7 exons.
GCUGCAGAGAACAUCCUACCUCGGUGUGCAUGAAAUUGCGAUGAAGUCGCCGGAUGUGCAAUGGGUUGAUAUAAAUGAGUUCGAGGUACAAAGGGUAAGGCAGGAGAAACUGCACCGUCUUCGUAGCUGUUGGGAGCUACCAUGCGUUGUAUUGUUCUUCUCUUUUUGGAAAUCGUCUUUGAACGUAUUGGCAGCGUUUGAGACUAAUUGCAAAUCUAUCGAAGAAGCCCUGCUGGAUGAGAAUGAUUUAUUAUUAGCGGAAAUGCACGUGAAACUACUCAGAUCUAUUCUAAAACGGAAUGAUAUAACAUAUAAUAGCAGUAUAGGUGGAGUGCCAACGGCACGCGUCUGGUACGACGUCUUACUCGGCAUUGUGAAGGAAUACGGCGACAAUAGUCCCUUGCUGGAGGUGAUGGAGGAAGCGUUCACGAUAACUGACGGUACUAAUUCGGAUAGGGACGCUACUAAGAAUGCUUAUGACAACCUUGCGAUAGAGUUGCGUGUGCAACUGCUUUACAUGCUGUGCAACGUGAGCUUGGGGGCGAGUGAUGUAUUCGCAGAAUAUGUGGCCGAAAAGGAAACGGAUGCCGAUGCGCUUAGACUUCAAGUUGUGGGCGUUGACUCUGAGCGCAGUACAUACUACUAUAUGAAUGACAGUAGGUUAUACAUGGAGUAUUCCUACGUCGAGCGCAAAAUAAAGAAGUCUGUUGCUAAACCAAGAGGCAGGCCGAAGAACAAAGAGCGUGUGGUGUUUCAGCCGAGAUUAACCGAGCGGCAGAUGGCAAAGCAACAAAAAAUGGAAGAAAGCUUAAAGACCAAGGCACCUCCCAGCGGCCGAGGUACUAAGCGGAAGGCGCAACAGCCCGUGAAAAGCACAUCGAAGAUACAAGUAGAAGAAGAUGUCGACAUAGAACCCAAGGAAAACUUGCCUGAAUUCCCAUAUUUCAUAAAGAGGAAACAGUACUGUUGGCGUGCGGUGUGUGUGACCUCGAAAGAAUGGAAGAAUUUGAUCGCUCGGCUGUCAAAGAGUCGACACAAAGUGGAAAGAGAACUAGCGGAAACUAUCAAAACUUUAGCUGAAACGGUGGUCCCUUCGCUGGAGCGUGCCGAGCUCGCGGCAGAAAAAGCGCGCACACUAGAUGCUUUGCCUCGACGUUCGUCAUCAAGAGUGAAAACAAAUGAGCAAAUGUCAGAGCGGGACAAAAGGAUACAUUUCUUAAAGCGUGAAGAGGAGCGUCUGAGGACAAUAGCCGAGAAAGAGAAAGAAGAAAUUAAGAAAGCCAAGCGGCAAGCGGCCGAAGCGGAGCGCGAACGCGAGCUAGCAGCACGUGAAGCCAAAAAUGAGGAAGCACAGAGGCGGCGUGUGGCACAAAAGGAGAAGCAGCGACGAGCGAAAGAACGGGAAAUCAGACUGAAAGACCGAGAGGCCACGCUCGAGCAAGAAAGAUUAGAAGAGGAGGCUAUAGCAGCAGAGCGAGAGGAACGAUUGCUGUUGAGGACGAUGCCAGAGGAGGAAAGAAUUCAGUACCUCGCAUCUAAAGAGGAACGGACGAGGAAAGCUUCUAGCAUUCCAUCUUAUCCAUCCUCGAAGAAAUUACGAGUGCAAGGAGAAACAGCGACAUCGCGGACAUCGAGAACUUCAAAGGUAAAGCCCACACCCCUUCCCACCGAGAAUGAUCGGGAGAGCGAAAAGGCUUCCCGCCGCAUUCUCGUAUUCAGUUCUGCAUUCGCCAACGAAGCCGCGAGUGCAGUGGUGAAGAAAGAAUAUAAGGAUGUCGGAGAUUACCACAAGUUUUACCAGGCUGCAUGCCGGAAUGGAAAGGCGAAGAUCGUACUAGAUGCUGGUGGUGCUUGCUAACGUGUGCUGUUCCAUUGCGACAUAGUAUGGCGCAUCGAGAUCGUGCAUACUUGACCAAAAGUAUUGAGUGUGCGAAGAACUUUUGACAUUGACAAUGGCCGCCGGAGAGUCAAUUACCCGCAUUGAAGACAAAUAGCACGCAACUAUAACAUCAAUCUAGUAGUAUGAACACAGCACUAAACAGCUAUUUGAGUCAACGUUGAGGGCACGCCGACAUCCUUGAAGACUGUACUUAAAGUUGAUGGAGAUGGACGUGCCUAAUUUCAACAACAGGUUGUGUACAACGUCUUGCAUUGCAUGUAGCUCUGAUCAAGGCUUUGGUAUCGAUUACAUACACGAAUCUUGAAUAAGUGUCGUUGGGUUCGAUGAUGCCCGCUGAAGUGGCACUUGGAGCAUUACUGGGCUGCAAUUUUUUUUCCCUGAUGAAUGCGUACCCGCGGACGUCGCACGAUAUAUAAAUUGCUGGCAUCUGAAAAGAGGUUCAUGGCGAACAAUCAGGAGGGUCCUGGCGACGCGAUCGGUUAUCUUCGGUUGAUUGCAUGUUUUAUCACUUACUUGCGCGUGAUGAGUUCUUAGGCGCCAACAAGUUAGUUGACUGGCCAGGCCCAAGGGAGUGCAGAAAAACCCUCCGUAGUCUAAGUAUUUGUGUAUUGUAAAACUCUCGUGAAAUAUAUGCAGGUUGACCUUUCGAAAAUGUGUCAAUUCGGCCAAGCUUUCUUCUAUAUUACAUGAGCAAAACCAUAUACAGUUUUCACUGAUAACAAUUUUGCACGGCGUAGCUACAUAGUAUUGAAUAAAG